GUCCCCGCGGGGAUGAGUGACAGUGCUCCCCCCGUGUUGCCAUGCUGACCCCGCCAUCGCUGCCAGCAGGACGAUGGCAGCUGCGUGGCUACUGCUGGCACUCCUGGCUUGGCCAGCUGCAAUCACCACCGCCGCGCGGGAUCUGCUGCUCAAUGUCUGCAUGGAUGCCAAGCACCACAAAAGGGAGCCCGGCCCCGAGGGGCAGCUCUACGGGCAGUGCGCCCUGUGGAAGGACAACGCCUGCUGCACCGCCAACACCAGUGUGGAGGCUCACCAGGACCAGUCCUACCUGUACAGCUUCAACUGGGACCACUGUGGGGCCAUGCCAGAGAAGUGCAAGCGCCACUUCAUCCAGGACAUGUGUCUCUAUGAGUGCUCCCCCAACCUGGGGCCCUGGAUUGACCAGACGGACAUCAGCUGGCGGAAGGAGCGGAUCCUGUAUGUACCACUGUGUCGGGAGGACUGCGAGCAGUGGUGGGAGGACUGCCAGGACGCCGUCACCUGCAAGGUCAACUGGCAUAAGGGCUGGAACUGGACCACAGGCACCAACCAGUGUCCCCAGGGCACCAUGUGCCAGAAGUUCAAGUACGUCUUCCCCAAGCCGGCCACACUCUGCGAGGAGAUCUGGUCCCAUUCCUACAACUACAGCUCCUACCACCGCGGCAGCGGCCGCUGCAUCCAGAUGUGGUUCGACCCUGUGCAGGGGAACCCCAACGUGGCCGUGGCGCAGUACUAUGCCCAUGUCGCUGCUGCCUGCCCCACGCCCCCACUCCCAAUGCUGCUGCUUCUGCUGCUGCCCACCCUCCUGUGCCUGCUCUGAGCAGGGGGAGCUGCAGGCAGGAGCAGGCAGUGGGUGGCCACAGGGGUGUCCGGCCUGUGCCGUGCCCCCCCAGGGGACACCCGCGUGCUGCUGUCAUCCCCAACUCGCAUGCAGCUGCGGAAUAAAUGCUCCUGCGCCGCUCA
This is a messenger RNA of Falco peregrinus (peregrine falcon), 963 nucleotides long. RefSeq names its product folate receptor alpha. Gene Ontology annotation, cellular component: external side of plasma membrane. The transcript is spliced from 4 exons. The coding region runs from base 74 to 820 and encodes 248 amino acids. The record is from RefSeq and is a predicted model, not a curated record. Lineage: Eukaryota; Metazoa; Chordata; Aves; Falconiformes; Falconidae. Gene Ontology annotation, molecular function: signaling receptor activity.